GAAGCAAAUUCUUGCAUGGGGUUUCCCUCCUUUACACUUCCAGGCAUGUUGCUGCUACUGCAGUUCAUCUUGUUACUCUUCUACUCUCAGCAAGCUGCAUCAGUGCAGCACAACAACUUCACAGACCUCGCGGCGCUGCUCUCCUUCAAGAGCCAGGUUCGUGACCCCGACGGCCUCCUCGACAGAAGCUGGAGCUCCAACACAUCCUUCUGCAGCUGGCUCGGCGUCUCCUGCAGCUCCAGGCGGCUGAGAGUGGUUGCUCUACGGCUUGCCGGACUCUCGCUUCACGGCACGAUCUCUCCUCACCUCGGCAACCUCUCCUUCAUGACCCACCUCAGCCUCAGCAACAAUUCUCUCGGAGGGCUCAUCCCCGAGUCCCUCGGCCGCCUUCCCCGCCUCACAUACCUUGGUCUCGGAGUCAAUCGGCUGUCUGGACGUAUUCCUGCCACCGUCUUCAACAUGUCUUUCUUGGAAUAUCUAUCUUUUACGUCGAACAACCUCUCAGGCCCACUCCUCUUACGUAACGCGAGCUUUACGGUCCCUAAGCUCAAGUCGUUCUCCAUUCAGUCCAAUCAGAUCAGCGGCACGAUCGCCUCGGGCUUGCUCCAAUGCCAAGACUUGGAAGAACUGUGGCUGUCCUCGAACCAACUGAGCGGAAGCAUACCGGCGGAGUUCGACAAGCUGCAGAAGCUAACUAGUCUGCUAGUGGACACCAACGACCUCACGGGGACAAUUCCAGCAUCAUUAGGCAACCUCACGAGCCUCGUCGAGCUCGAUCUCCACACAAACUCCCUGCGCGGUCCCAUUCCGCCCGAGCUGGGCAGUCUGCGAAAUGUUCAAUGGCUAAACCUGGCAGACAAUAUCCUGACAGGCGGUUUUCCUGCGUCGAUACUGAAUGCUUCCAUGGUUAGUGUUCUCAGCCUUUCUGCCAACAACUUGACAGGGUCGGUGCCGGCCGAGCUAGGGAAUAACCUUCCUUUCCUCACCAAACUAGGUUUCGGGCCAAACCAGCUGAGCGGUCGGCUCGAUUUCAUCACCUCUCUAUCAUCCUGCAGGAAGUUGCAGAAUCUGUAUAUUGCAGACAAUCAGCUAGAGGGCAGUAUUCCGGAUUCGGUCGGUAAUCUCAGCAGAAGCUUUUUGAAGUUCAAUGCUCGCGGGAAUCGUAUCUCGGGAAGAAUUCCCAUGACACUUGGUAAUUUGAGUGGCCUCCUCAACUUGCAUUUAGAAAACAAUUGGCUGACUGGAAGCAUACCGCCGGCCUUGUCCAAUCUCAGAGAGCUCCAACUUCUCUACCUAGGAAGCAACAGUCUCUCCAAAUCAAUACCCUAUGAGCUCGGCAAACUAAAGAGACUAGGCCAACUAAACCUCGAAUUCAAUGAAUUGAAUGGAGCCAUACCGGACUCGAUCGGGAACAUCAGUGGACUACAAUUCCUACGGCUUCAUAACAAUAGGUUGUCGUCGAGCAUUCCGCGUAGCAUAUGGAGUCUCACCAACCUUGUCGGUAUGUACCUCUCUCAAAAUUCUAUGGAGGGCUCAAUCCCUUACGGCAUCGGAAACUUGGCGACCCUAAGCAAUUUGGAUUUAUCCACCAAUCGAUUCUCGGGCAGCAUUCCUGAUGCUUUUGGGCAGCUUCUGAUGCUCACCACUCUGAACAUUUCCAACAACUUCUUCGACGGUCCUAUUCCGCAAUCCUUCGGCAAAAUGAUCAGCCUCCGGUAUUUGGACCUCUCAUCAAAUGAAUUCUCCGGGCCGAUACCGAAAUCUUUAGCCGAUCUCAAGUACCUUGUCGGCUUGAACCUCUCUUUUAACAAGCUGGAGGGGCAGAUCCCAAGCGGCGGUGUGUUCGCCAAUAUCACCUUCCGAUCUUUGAUGGGGAACAUAGGAUUGUGCGGACCGUCGUUUCUCAGAAUUCCGCCUUGCUCCGACCAAUCUACUGAUUCUGAUCCAAGAAGCAAACAACAAAAGCUCAAAAUUAUUCUUCCUACGGUUGCUUCUUUAGUAGUCCUCUUUUCUUGCUCAUUUUUUUAUUUCGUACUUCAUCGAAAGAGCAAUCAUGCAAUUCCCUCCUCUAAUACGACAUGUCUGAAGCACUAUAGCCUAAUACCAUACCGUGAUCUUCUUCGCGCCACCGACAAUUUUAACGAGUCCAAUUUACUAGGCGCAGGAAGCUUCGGCUCUGUUUACCGAGGACGCUUAGACGACGGAUCACUUGUUGCAGCAAAGGUCAUAAAUCUAGAGAAAGAAGGGUCUUCGAAGAUCUUCGAUGUAGAAUGUCAAGCCUUGCGCAUGAUUAGGCACCGAAAUCUCGUCAAAGUCAUCAGCACUUGCUCUAACAUGGACUUCAAAGCAUUAAUCCUCGAAUAUUUGCCCAACGGGAGCCUGGAGAAUUGGUUAUAUUCUCCUGGUUAUUGCUUGACUCUCCUUCAGAGGAUAAACAUUGCCUUAGAUGUGGCCUCAGCAUUGGAGUACCUUCACCACCACCUCCGUCAAGUUGUAGUGCACUGUGAUAUAAAACCAAGCAAUGUGCUGCUCGACGAAGAUAUGAAUGCUCAAGUUGGCGAUUUCGGCAUUGCUAAACUGUUGGCCUCUGAUGGCAAAUCCGUAGCGUUGACGAGUGCAGCUGGUACCGUAGGAUAUAUGCCUCCAGAAUACGGAUUUAUGGGUCGAGUAUCAAGAAGAGGAGAUGUAUAUAGCUAUGGAAUACUGCUACUCGAAACUUUUACAAGGAAGAAACCUACGGAUCGCAUGUUCGAUGGGGAAUUAAACUUGAGGCAGUGGGUAUCUGAUGCAUAUCGCACUAGGUUGUUUGACAUUCUCGACGCCAACCUGUUUAGAGACGCGCGUGUUGAUAGAGUAGCUGCAGAAGAAGAUCAUGGGACGAGAAAUCGAUGCCUAAUGUCCGUCCUCGAACUGGCCUUGCAAUGCUCCAAGGAUUCUCCUAGAGACCGGAUUCUGAUGAAAGAUGUUGUUCCUAUAUUGCAAAAGAUAAAGAUAGAAUACUGCAAAAGCUUCCCAGAAACUUGAAGAGUGGCAUUGAGACUUCAGUCUAUUGAAUGUACCAGUAUCAGUCAUCAAAUUUAUCUAAGAGCUUCAAUUUUUCAGAAACAUUGCUGCUUAGAAUGUAACUGCAAGCUAGAGCAAGUACAUGAUAAGUAGAUUUCGUUAUUCAAAUUUAGUAUUGUUGGCACAGUUUGUUCUAAGGGGAACAUCUCAAUAAUAAGCAUAAUUUUUAACCUGGUAGAAUCUUUGAA
This is a messenger RNA of Ananas comosus (pineapple), 3251 nucleotides long. Its product is annotated as probable LRR receptor-like serine/threonine-protein kinase At3g47570. The record is from RefSeq and is a predicted model, not a curated record. The coding region runs from base 16 to 3024 and encodes 1002 amino acids. Gene Ontology annotation, molecular function: protein binding; ATP binding; protein kinase activity. Gene Ontology annotation, cellular component: plasma membrane. Gene Ontology annotation, biological process: protein phosphorylation. Lineage: Eukaryota; Viridiplantae; Streptophyta; Magnoliopsida; Poales; Bromeliaceae. The transcript has 2 exons.